This is a messenger RNA of Homalodisca vitripennis (glassy-winged sharpshooter), 661 nucleotides long. Its product is annotated as guanine nucleotide-binding protein subunit beta-like protein. NCBI's taxonomy places the organism in Eukaryota, Metazoa, Arthropoda, Insecta, Hemiptera, Cicadellidae. Gene Ontology annotation, biological process: rescue of stalled cytosolic ribosome; positive regulation of protein phosphorylation. Gene Ontology annotation, molecular function: translation regulator activity; ribosome binding; protein kinase C binding. Gene Ontology annotation, cellular component: cytosol; nucleus. The record is from RefSeq and is a predicted model, not a curated record. Bases 134 to 544 code for a protein of 136 amino acids. The transcript is spliced from 4 exons.
UAACCAAGCAUCUACCAUUUCUUUUCCGGCGACGGUACCUCUUUGCUUCGGCAACGUGGAUUGCGGUGUAUUCAGCAUUACUAGUUGAAAUUUAUUUCGUCUUUUAUUGCAUAAAGUGUGAUAUUUUAGUAAAAUGACGGAAACUCUGCAGAUGAAAGGUGCUCUUCGGGGCCAUAGUGAUUGGGUUACACAAAUUGCAACCAAUCCUAAGUAUCCUGAUAUGAUAGUUUCUUCUUCCAGAGACAAAUCUAUAAUUGUUUGGAAAUUGACUCGUGACGAAGCCAACUAUGGAAUUCCCCAAAAACGACUUCAUGGCCAUUCCCACUUCGUGAGUGAUGUUGUGUUGUCAUCAGAUGGCAACUACGCACUUUCUGGAUCUUGGGACAAGACUCUGAGACUGUGGGAUUUAGCUGUGGGAAAAACCACUAGGAGGUUUGAAGACCACACAAAGGAUGUGCUGAGUGUGGCGUUCUCAGUGGAUAAACCGUCAGAUUGUCUCCGGCAGUCGAGACAAGACCAUCAAACUUUGGAACACCCUUGCUGAAUGCAAAUAUACCAUUCAGGAUGAUGGCCACAGCGAUUGGGUAUCUUGUGUACGCUUCUCGCCCAACCAUGCCAACCCCAUCAUUGUUUCCGCUGGCUGGGACAAAAGUUGUCAAGG